AUGCUUCCAUACAACCGCAGCUGUAGAAGAGGCACUCCGUGGUCUCUCCAGGCCUCAUCCACGCUCCGAAUGGGGCAGACGCGAUGGCAUGUGCAGCCAUUGGCAACCGGCCAUGAGAACCAGAACGUCUAUUCCGCCAACUCUACCGGCCGAUCUAGCGCAAACACUUUUCGACCGGCUGCCCCUCAUUUGGCGGCCUCACGACUGAAGGCGCCAGCCGUUUUUCGGCCCACCAGACCGGAAGGCGGUAAGAAGGGGCUUCGAGACAUAAACGGUCCGGAGGCUGGCGGUGCCGCUUUCAACUAUUCCCAAUCUGUGGAACACGAACCGAGGACGGACUGUCGGCAGAAGGAUAGUAUUGACCAGAGCAGAGGGUCUAUUAUUUUGGCGAACACACAAAACAGACCUACAAGUUAG
Molecule: messenger RNA, 417 nt
Organism: Protopolystoma xenopodis
Lineage: Eukaryota; Metazoa; Platyhelminthes; Monogenea; Polystomatidea; Polystomatidae
Source: the annotation of a GenBank genome assembly